Messenger RNA from Xyrichtys novacula (pearly razorfish), 5154 nucleotides. The record is from the annotation of a GenBank genome assembly. NCBI's taxonomy places the organism in Eukaryota, Metazoa, Chordata, Actinopteri, Labriformes, Labridae.
GGGUGUAUUCCGUUGCCUGUCAGCUGUCCUCACUUGUCCCCUAAAACACUAACAGAUAAAAUGGCGUCCGAAGGCAGCGUUGCAGAAACCCAAGAUGAGAAAGCAGCUCUUGUGGAGACGAGUUCCGAACAGGAUGUACAGGAGCAAUGCAGCACAGUUGCGAAACAAAGCGAGUCUAAGUUAACUCUGUAUCACUGGACGCAGUCUUUUAAUUCUCAGAAGGUGAGUGUCUUUACGUUUCAGCACCACAGCUCAAUGGACAGCUCCCCACCUCAGCUUCAAUUUACAAACUGAGGUUCAUGUAAUCCAUAAACAGUAUUCUUAAUUGAGAAAACUGCAAGAUGAAACCUAGUUGUUAUUCAUGAAUGGAAUAGUAGUAUUCAGUUCACCCAGACUUCAUAGCUACCUGUGGUGAGUGUCAUUACUGCUUGACAAAUCUGUGCCUCCCUUAUACAGGGGUUGGACAAUGAAACUGAAACACCUGCCUAUUUAGUGUUGGAGGUUUCACGGCUAAAUCUGACCUGGAGGCCAGUCUUCAUUAAUUGCACAUUGCACCAGUAAGAGCAGAGUGUGGAGCUUCAAUUAGCAGAGUAAUAGCAGUUUUGCUCAAAAUAUUGCAAUGCACACAAUAUAAUGGGUGACAUAUCAGAGUUCAAAUGGGGACAAAUUGUUGGUGCAUGUCUUGCUGGUGCAUCUGUGAUCAAGACAGCAAGUCUUUGUGAUGUAUCAAAAGCCACGGUAUCCAUGUCAGCAUACCACCAAGAAGGACGAACCACAUCCAACAGGAGUAAAUGUGGACGCAAGAGGAAGCUGUCUGAAAAGGAUGUCGGGGUGCUAACCCGGAUUGUAUCCAAAAAAACAUAAAACCACAGCUGCCCAACUCACUGCAGAAUUAAAUGUGCACCUCAACUCUCCUGUUUCCACCAAAAGUGUCUGUUAGGAGCUCCACAGGGUCAGUAUACACAGCCAGGCUGUUAUAGCCAAACCUUUGGUCACCACUUGGUUUCAAUGGUGCCAGCAGCGAAAAUCUUGGGAUGUGGACAAUGUGAAACAUGUUUUGUUCUCUGAUGAGUCCACCUUUACUGUCUUUCCCACAUCCGGGAGAGUCGGGGUCUGGAGAAGCCCCAAAGAAGCGUACCACCCAGACUGUUGCAAGCCCAGAUUGAAGCAUGGGGGUGGAUCAGUGAUGGUUUGGGCUGCAAUAUCAUGGCAUUCCUUAGGCCCCAUUGGGCGCGUCACUGCCAAGGACUACCGAACCAUUCUGGAGGACUAUGUGCACCCAAUGGUUCAAACACUGUAUCCUGAAGGUGGUUCCGUGUAUCAGGAUGAUAAUGCACCAAUACACACAGCAAGACUGGUGACAGAGUGGUUUGAUGAAUAUGAAAGUGAAAUUGAACAUCUCCCAUGGCCACAGUCACCAGAUCUAAAUAUUAUUGAGCCACUUUGGGGUGUUUUGAAGGAGCGAGUCAGGAAACGUUGUUGUCCGCCAACAUCACAUAGUGACCUGGCCGCUAUUCUGCAAGAAGAAUGGCUCAAAAUCCCUCUGGCCACUGUGCAGGACUUGUAUCGAUGCUGUAUUGGCCGCAAAAGGAGGACCUACACCAUACUAAUGAAUCAUUGUGGUCUAAAACCAGGCGUUUCAGUUUCGUUGUCCCACCCCUGUAGGUCCACAAUACAUUCAUUUAGCCUACUUAAGUGGAAGCAAAUCCUCUGUGUGUUAUUGUUGCAUAUAUGUGCCAGUUCUAGUUCUUCCAGUUCUCAGAGGUUUACAGGUAUGAGCACUUUAACACCUGAAUUUUAACACUCUUCUGUUUUGUUUAACAGGUGCGCCUGGCCAUAGCAGAGAAAGGUCUGCACUGCGAGGAGUAUGAUGUUAGCCUACCUCUCAGUGAACAUAAUGAGCCCUGGUUCAUGCGCCUGAACCCCACUGGAGAGGUUCCGGUACUGGUCCACAAUGACAAUGUCAUCUGUGAUCCAACACAGAUCAUGGACUACCUGGAACAGAAUUUUAAUGAAGGUAUUUACUGACUGUUUUGAUGGACUGAAUAAGUUCACCAUUCUUCUUCUUUUGAACAUAAUUUCUCCCCCUUUUAAGAAAUUCUGUUGUGCUGAAACAUUGAAUUUUUUUUUUUUAGUUUCUAUUUACUUUACAUUAUUAUUUUGAAUCUGUUUAUUUUUCCCUUUUAAAUAUUUAUUUUAAUUUUCCAUUCUUCCUCAGUUUCUCUUCAUUGAUCCAUAAUAACUUUGUUUCAAGGGUUUCAUCCAGUUGCAUUUAAAGAAGAGAUAAUCUGGUAAGCAUGGGACUAUUUAAACGCAUAAAAAUGAUGAAUAACUUCUGCUGGGAUAUUAAAAACAUACUUUUUCUUGCCAUAACCCAAGGACAGCCUAUUUUCAGCCUAGUGCUAUUUCCUGAGGCACAAAUGAUCUCUGUUUUUGUCUGUAAAGGCACCCCAAAGCUCAUCCCUGAGGAGGGCAGCACAUACUAUCACAGAGUUCAGCACUACAGAGAGCUGCUGGAUUCACUACAGAUGGAUGCCUACACCCAUGGCUGCAUCCUCCACCCUGAGAUCACAGUGGAUUCCCACAUACCUGCAUAUGCAGCAACAUGUAUACGAAGUAAGACACACUGGGAUGUAUUUCAAAUUACCUUGUGCAUGCAAAGACAUAUAUUUUAGACAUGUAUUUGAAGAAUAGAAUGAAGAUGAAAGUUUUAGUUAUUCUCUUACAUAGCUCUUUUUCUUUUCGUUCGACAGCACAGAUCGUGAGCACACAAACCGAGCUGAAGAAACUGGCAGAGCAGAACCCAGAGCUAAAAGACGCUUAUGUAGCAAAACAGCGGCGCUUGAAGGUCAGUUAUUCAAGUCAGCAGAGUGCUGAUGAAGUAGCACUUUUGUUUUUAGUAAUUUACACUGGAGGUUUCUGCCCCAGCACAUGGAGCAACACAACAUUCUUGGCCAAAUUGCUUCCCAUGUGUCAAUGCAUAAGUAAAUUAUUUGAAUAGUGGCCUAAAAAUUAUCUGAAAUUUCCACAAAAACACACCCAACCAGACAGCCAAAAACAGAGCUUCAUCAAAUUUCACAAAGCCUGCUGCUCAUGAAAUACCUGUUUUGGUAAUAUGCAGACUCUAGAGCCCCUCAGCACUUUUACCUCAACCUUUGCUGCAGAAACACAGCUUACCAGACAGCUAAACCAAGAGUGCCACAUCAAAUCUGAGCUAUUUACAACAGGAGAUGCAGUAGCUUUUCUUAGCCAAACAAAAUUAAUUAACUGAUUUUAACCAGAUAUUUAAAAUUUAUAAAAUGUAUGUUGAUUUUUGUGGCGCAGUUGCUUUACAAGUGAAAAUUAAGAUGCAGUUUAUAGUUCGAUCUUCCUCAGUGAGUGGAUGGACUUUAAAAACAGGCUAGGUUUUAUCUGCAGUCUGUUAAAAGACACAAUUAUUUUUAACUUUGUCGCUAAUUUAAACUAACUUUGACAAAAAGAAGUGGCCUAAUGUUAAAAAAGUGAUAAUUAAACAGAUUUUUUGUGUUAUGCAGUUUAACUGAAGGCUUAAAAUAUGUUGAAAUGUACGAUAGAAUUUAAUUUGCACUAAUAAUUCACAUGGAAAUAUCUCUCUAGUCAAAGUUGUUCGACCAUGACAACAUGAAGUACCUGAAGAAGCUUCUCGAUGAGCUGGAGAGUGUGAUGGAUCAAGUGGAGACUGAGCUACAGAGGAGGGUGGAAGAAACACCAGGUACACACCACAACAGCUUUUCGAAUUCAAAUUUCUGUCUCUGAAAGUUUUCAAAGUGCAAUGUUUUUCUUACGUGAGCUGUCUUCGUUUCUUUCUCUUCCUCUCACAGAAGAAGGCAGUCAGUCCUGGCUGUGUGGUGAGUUCUUCAGCAUGGCCGACGUUUCUCUGGCGGUCACCUUACACCGCCUCAAGUUCCUGGGCCUUUCCCGUCGCUACUGGGGCAACGGUAACCGUGUGAACCUGGAGACAUAUUACGAGCGUGUGGUGGAGCGGCCGGCCUUCAGGAGGGUGCUGGGCCACGUCAACAACAUCCUGAUCUCUGCUGUGCUCCCUGUGGCGUUCCGCGUGGCCAGGAAGAACGCGCCAGUGAUUGUUGGCACUACUCUGUUGAUAGGUAUCCUUGGAGGGGCUACAUACCUCGCUUUUCUGUACAUGAAGAAGAGGCUGACCGUGUCCUGCUGAGGUUGCCAGGGAUAGUUUGAAAGGUUUUGGGACUGAAUGGGAACUAGGAUGAAGAAAAAGACAGAAUUAUAUGAGAAAUAGCAUCUAUGACAUGGUUUAAAUGUGAGAAUAUAAAAUAUAGAGGAUUUAAUCUUUCAGCUGGCAUCUUUAGUAUGUCGCUCAAAGUCUUGUUUUGAUUCUGCUGGUGCACAAAAUGCGCUUUCAGUCCUCCUGAAUGUGACUGCUGCAUUGCUUUUACAUUUGAAGGAUCACUUAAAAAGGGGCAUUUUAACACAAUUUAGUUAUUUUCCUCACAGCAGCGUUUUCAAAUGGUAACAGGUAUGACGAAAAUAGAUAGACAUGUAAUAUUUUACUAUCUGUGUUGCAGCAAAUGAAUGCAUAAUUCCUGGCUGGUGAAAUAGACAAAAAAGGUAGAAAAUUUCAAUUCUGUUAGCCUUUGUUUAGCAGAAUAAAAGUAAACUGAGACAAAUGGAAAUAUGAUUGUCAAGAAGAAAAAAAUCUGAAAAUGUGAACCUUUUUUGAUUUAUUGGGAUUGAAAAAAAAAACAUGAAUUAAAAAGUCAUUAUGGGUUUUUAUUGCUGUAAUUUUGUUUCAUGUUUCCAAUAAAUGCUUUAAUGUGACUCAAUAUUUCAUUUUCAUCUAUAUUGGCAUAUUAUAUAUUCUAAAAAAAGGGCACAAGUAGCCUGCAACCUGCUUUCUUUGUCAAAGUCUGAGAGCAUUUAUAACUUUUAUCUCAAGCUUUUAACAUCCUGUGCACCUAUACUUGUAUCUAGAUUUGCUAAUUGACCUUAAGGGGCUCCUGUUAUCUCACCUACACUCCUGGUUUACUGUAUGACUGAUGCAUGGUGAGUUAAAAUGAUCUAUGUAACAUCAGCUAAAUGAAUGCUCUCACAAUCAUUUACACCAUCUGUUUGAAAUUAAACUGCUCCCAAACAAUCUGCUGUGUUUCCUCUCACUUGGAU